UUCUGAUUCGAGAAUUCAUAUCGUUCACGAAAUCUUUCAUACGUUGAUGAAAAUUCUUCACAAUUUUUCGCACAGAUAUUCAUAAUUCAUAAUUUCAUUUUGUACAAUUUGCAACUAGAAUGAUGGUGUUCUUCAUUUCACUUAUCCUAGUUUCCUCUAUAAGCCUUAUUUCGGCAACAGAACCAUCCAGUUCAGGAAAAGCUGCAGAUUUUCGCAUAGUUGCCACCAAAGCAGAACGACUUGCUGUUGGACGUUGUUUGCGAGAAACCAUCGAGCCCUUGUACCCAGAAGAAAUACGUAAAAACUUGUCAGCUGCGGAAUUUCUAGGAACUUUUUGUAUCAGUCUUUCUGCAGAAGGAAUAGAAAAGAAAUAUCAAGAAGCGCAACGAAAUAAAGAGACAGAUGUAGCUUCUACGAGUACGAGCGAACCAAACACCAUCAACAAAGAAAUAUCAACAUGUCUUCAAAAUACUAGCGAUGCCUUAAUCUUAUAUUCUCGAUACAUGAUUUAUGGUUAUUCACUUUUAGACAAGCAGAGAGACCAACACGAGAAACAAACUGAAGAGUCUGCCCCAUCGGUGUCGUUGGCACAAUCUCAAUCAGAACAACACGAUCAACAGCAUAAUAAUAUGGCUUUGGUUCCGGCAAGUUCUCAGUCAGAUGCUACUUCUGGAAAUGAACACUCUAUGGCUAUUAUUGUGGCCAAUCCUCAGCCAGCAGGUUCUGCCCCUGUGCAAGUGGCAGACAGAUCUACUCAGCCAGAGACCAGGUCUGAUCCUGAGCAAUCUAUGGCUUUGGUUCCGUUCAAUCCUCCGCCCACAGGUUCUGUCUCUUCUGCAGGUCCUCCAAAUACCUCCAAACAUUACGAUGGGCAAAAUAUUUGGGAGCCUCCUAGAGCCGAAGAUUGCAGCGAAUUUGCAAGAUUCGCUUUAGGCUUGUGUAAUUCUAACGAAUUUGUCAAUUUCAAUGACCUCAAUGAACGUAUGUAUAUGUAAUUGACUAACUAAGUGUAUUUGUAUGUUUAUAAAAUACCCACAACAUUUGGAAAGAAGUAAUUAUUACCUAUUUUUCAUUUUCGCUACGAUCCUCGAUUAUUCAGAAAUCGAAGAAGGUAAAAGAUCAUCACAUCUUCUCU
Messenger RNA from Planococcus citri (citrus mealybug), 1135 nucleotides. RefSeq lists its product as uncharacterized. Bases 120 to 995 code for a protein of 291 amino acids. Lineage: Eukaryota; Metazoa; Arthropoda; Insecta; Hemiptera; Pseudococcidae. The transcript has 6 exons. The record is from RefSeq and is a predicted model, not a curated record.